Messenger RNA from Closterium sp. NIES-67, 1381 nucleotides. Lineage: Eukaryota; Viridiplantae; Streptophyta; Zygnematophyceae; Desmidiales; Closteriaceae. The record is from the annotation of a GenBank genome assembly.
CCCACCCAGAAAGCGAGCUGAGUAGAGCUAGCCACCAGGCACAAAUUUAAUAUCACUUGCUCGUUUCGCAGGCACAAGCUAGCGUACGUUGCGUUCGGUCAGACGAGGUUAGUAGGUGCGAGAGUGAGGGUGGGGAUAGAGGUCACUUUUGGGCCGACUCAAGUGGGGUUGGAGACAGACGACGGAGGACGUGGACGUGCCAAUUUGUCAGAGUGAGGGUUUGAGGUCUUGCUGAUUUGCUCGCCGCGUGAAACGCCGCACAUGGCGGGAUCGCACGAGCCAGCGCACGUGCUGCACGAGCUGACCGAAGCAGGCGAUCUCGAUCUUCUUUCCGCGAUCUUCGCCAGGCUGCCGUUCAAGACGCUUCUGGCCGCUUCGCAGGUGUGUUGCCUCUGGUCGCAGGCGAGCGAGCAUCUCUUUCAGAGGGAGUGCGAGAGGAAAGGGUGGAAACCACCCAGACGACCCCGAGGACAGACAGAACUGUCGUCCUUUCGCCCUUGGCGCUCGCUCUUCUUCCGCCAUGCCUGCAGGUGCUGCGGCGCCCAUGGGGAGUUCAUAGUGCGACACGCCAAGCCCCCCCCCCCCGGCCCUGCUUCCUCCGACCCUGCUACACCUUCGGUUUCUGCUUCCAAGCAUUCUGAUUCUGCCCACCACCACCCCACAGCCGCAGCAGCUGACAAACCCUCUUCCACCAAACUCCGUGCCCCUCAAAAACUUCAAAAUCCACAAAAGAAGUUGCUUGUAUCGAAUCCGCAUGCGUCUAGAGACCUGUGGUUCCUGCUGUGCCUGCAGUGCACGCGCCUGCCAGGUGUCCAGCUGCGAUUGGUGCGGCUGAAUGCGUGCGUGGACACUGUUGGGAUAACAGGGUCGCGACUGGGAUGCAGGGAGCAAGAUCGUUCUGUGAAGAGGAAGAGGAAGCAGGAGAGGAGUGGGAGGAGGAGGGGAGAUCAAGCAGAAUACACUGCGUGAGAGAGGAGGGGGGAAGCAUUUCACUGCGUUUGUGGACGCCGUUGGGGUGACAGGGUCGAGAUUGGGAUGCAGGGGGUGGUUGCGAGAAGAGGAAGAGGAGGAAGCAGGACUGCGAUGGGGAAAUGCAGGUGUGUGUGGCACGUGGUGGGAGAAGGGGAGGAGAAGGAGAAAAGCAAAUAUUAGCAUUUUUAGUGCGAUUUGUGGAUACAGCUGGGGUACAGGCUACAGCGUACAGGGUUAAGGUUGGGGUGCAAGGCCAAGUGACUUGGGUGUUUGGAUUUGUAGUAACGUGGGAGAAGCAUGAGCACAGUUGACCGACGAGACGAAUGUGCUGGUGUUUUUGUGUUAGGUCGAUGGGUUUGAACGUGUUUCUUCCAGCUGCUCGUAAAGUCUUUUUCUAAUCAUUAAUGCA